This is a messenger RNA of Talaromyces proteolyticus, 675 nucleotides long. RefSeq lists its product as uncharacterized. Bases 1 to 675 code for a protein of 224 amino acids. The transcript is spliced from 2 exons. Lineage: Eukaryota; Fungi; Ascomycota; Eurotiomycetes; Eurotiales; Trichocomaceae. The record is from RefSeq and is a predicted model, not a curated record.
AUGCAUUUUCAGAGUUUCCUUUCCUUCUCUUUUGCCGCUUUGGCCGGCACGGUUCUGGCUGCAGAGUACAAUGGCGGCGAGAUCCCCUCGUACCUAUAUCAAGGCCGCAACCGGAAUUUCCGCUCGUCGGUGGCAGGCUCCAGCUCUGUGGCCACCCCAGCAUCGUCGUCGGCAGCGAUGCGCUCUGAAUCCGCCAUGAUGGUGGUGACAGUUACUGUCACGCCAACCCCAACCCCGACAGCUUCCUCAUCUUCGCGGCCGUCACCGACCACUUUUGCCUUGCACAAAUCGUCGGGGCAUGGGUCUAGCCGUGCAGCCUCUUCCUCCCACCAUGUCUCUUCCCGUCACGCCUCUUCGACGAAACGGCACAGGGCAGUAGCCUCAUCAACGCCACUGGUAGGCAAGAUCGGCGUGCCGACGGACAGCCCGAGGACCGACAAGAGCGACGAACAGCAUCAGCCAUUUUGGAACACGCAAAAGAACAACAAGCCAGCCCCCGAGGCGCCGGACUUUGUCGAAGAUAAUGCGCCAGUCAACGACAAGGACGCUUGCUCGCUGCGUUGCCAGGACCUGGCGAACCAGUGCUUAGAGCUGCUCCCGGGGAAUGACGACUACUGCUGGUCGCAAUACCCGUCGUGCCAGGACCUGUGCGUCAAGGAGCACGUCGACUCGUGA